This is a messenger RNA of Ornithorhynchus anatinus (platypus), 5885 nucleotides long. RefSeq names its product cholinergic receptor muscarinic 2 (gene CHRM2). The record is from RefSeq and is a predicted model, not a curated record. Gene Ontology annotation, biological process: regulation of heart contraction; regulation of smooth muscle contraction; G protein-coupled receptor signaling pathway, coupled to cyclic nucleotide second messenger. NCBI's taxonomy places the organism in Eukaryota, Metazoa, Chordata, Mammalia, Monotremata, Ornithorhynchidae. Gene Ontology annotation, molecular function: G protein-coupled acetylcholine receptor activity; G protein-coupled serotonin receptor activity. Gene Ontology annotation, cellular component: plasma membrane; dendrite; synapse. Bases 500 to 1906 code for a protein of 468 amino acids. The transcript has 3 exons.
GUCACAAAAGAGGCAAGUGGAGGAACCAGGAUCAGAACUCACGUCUUCUGACUCCCGGACCCACGGUCCUUUCACUAGACCGCUCAGCAUCUCUUUCCCCUGCCUUCGGGCAGGGCCACAGUGUCCCUCUCCUGGAAGCUUGCCACGACUGAGUAGUUUUUGUUUUUUUCCUGUGGAAGAUAGAAUUAGCUUUACUGUGCUUGGGGGAAAACUCCUCUUUCUUCUCCCCACCCCCAAGAGAGGGAGUUCCCUUCAAAUCCUAGAAGAAUAAUUCUCCUGAAGACAUAUUACUGCGCCGUCCUUUAUGGAAAUCCUGCAUCUUCUUCCGAUCGCAGCUGUUCAACGUGUUUUUAGCAUCGGCAGUGUGUCGAAAAGGGGAAAGUCAGAGUUCUCGCUGUCAGUCGAGCAUGAGCCCCAGGUGGGACGAGGACUGUGCCCCCUCUGAUUAUAGGGACUAAAUGGUUAAUUGGCCACGUAGCGACCGAGCCCAGAACCCAAAAUGAAUAAUUCAACGUCCUUGAACUCCACCGAGGAUGGACUGGUUCUGGGGAGCCCCUAUAAAACCGUGGAAGUGGUGUUCAUCGUCCUGGUCGCCGGAUCCCUGAGCCUGGUGACCAUCAUCGGGAACAUCCUGGUCAUGGUCUCCAUCAAAGUCAACCGGCACCUCCAGACGGUCAACAACUACUUCCUGUUCAGCUUGGCCUGCGCGGACCUCAUCAUCGGCGUCUUCUCCAUGAACCUGUACACGCUCUACACUGUGAUCGGCUACUGGCCCCUGGGGGCCGUAGUGUGUGAUCUGUGGUUGGCCUUGGACUACGUGGCCAGCAACGCUUCCGUUAUGAACCUGCUCAUCAUCAGCUUCGACCGGUACUUCUGCGUCACCAAGCCGCUGACCUACCCGGUCCGGCGUACGACCAAGAUGGCGGGCAUGAUGAUCGCGGCGGCCUGGGUGCUCUCCUUCAUCCUGUGGGCCCCCGCCAUCUUGUUCUGGCAGUUCAUCGUCGGGGUGAGGACUGUCAAAGAAGGGGAGUGCUACAUCCAGUUCUUUUCCAACGCCGCCGUGACCUUCGGCACGGCCAUAGCCGCCUUCUACCUGCCCGUCAUCAUCAUGACGGUCCUGUACUGGCACAUAUCCCGGGCCAGCAAGAGCAGGAUCAAAAAGGACAAGAAAGAGCCGGUGGCCAAUCAGGAUCCGGUCUCGCCCAGCCUGGUCCACGGGAGGAUAGUGAAGCCCAGCAACAAUAACCUCCCCAGCGGGGAUGACAGGCUGGACCACGGCAAAGUGCAGAACGGCAAGGCCCCCGGGGAGGCCGGCCUGGAAGAUUGCAUCCCGGGGGAAGAGAAAGAGAGCUCCAAUGACUCCACCUCGGUCAGCGUCGUCGCUUCCAACGUGAGGGAGGAAGAGGUCGCCAGAGAGGCCGGUCAGGGGGCCGCCUCCCAGGGGCGCUCCAGAGGAGACAACUCCCAGUCCAAGGGCAUCCGUGUAGUGACCAAGACCGAGAAGGGAGACUGCUGUGCCCCCAUCCACGUUUCGGCGGAAGUCGCGGGGUCCCGGGGCCAGAACGGGGACGACAGGCAAAACGUAGUGGCCCGCAAGAUCGUCAAGAUGACCAAGCAGCCGGCCAAGAAGAAACCGCCCCCUUCCAGAGAAAAGAAAGUGACGAGGACUAUCCUGGCCAUUCUCUUGGCCUUCAUCAUGACCUGGACCCCGUACAAUGUCAUGGUGCUCAUCAAUACCUUCUGCGCUACCUGCAUCCCCAACACGGUCUGGACGAUAGGCUACUGGCUCUGUUAUAUCAACAGCACCAUCAACCCCGCCUGCUACGCCCUGUGCAACGCCACCUUCAAGAAGACCUUCAAGCACCUACUUUUGUGUCACUACAAGAACAUAGGAGCCACGAGGUAAAGGGUGACGAGGGAGAGAGCUUGGAAAAAUACAAGAAGGGGGAGGGACAGGGAAGGGGUGGAGGAGAAGGGAAGGACGGAUUCCCAGUUUUAAAAACUGCCACAGCACUUUACGCUCUUCAUACGGAACGGGCGGUCCCAGCGCCCGAUGGAGACAUUCACCGGGGGCCGGCCCUCUCUGCCGUCGCUGGAGGACUCCCCUUUGACGUCCUUUUCGGUCUGGGAUCGCUCCGGGACCGGGAAGACCGCUGGGAGGAUAGGAGCCGGUGGGCGGCGUGGACUUGCCGUACUGAUCAUGCUACCGUGCGGAAGGGCUUUCUGACUCUCCGGUUGUGUCCGUUCCUGUACAGUAACGAUACCCCCAUCCGUCCCCAUUUUGGGUUGUUUUUUGGAGGUUUUUUUGUUUAUUCCUAAAUGUCGGUCUGAAAAACAUAUAUGUACACAUACCAACCCGUUUGGAAAUCUGUUUGAUGAGUAGCAAAGAAAAUAAGUCAGGGAAACAAAGGGGCAGAGAGAGAGUCUGCUGAACUUGAGGAUAACUGGGUUCCUUUGGUCAGAAUCUGGCUUGGAGAAAGCGAAUGUAACUAGAGGCCGUGUUUACUCCCAUUUACCUCUUUCCCAUCACCCAAAGGAGUCCCACAGACAAAGCACCAGGAGAAAACGAUCUAAAACCCCAAGUGUUGGGAGAAUCUCCUGGCUUCUUUGGGGUCCGGCUGGCCAAGCUUGGACUGAGAAGAUGGGGAACUAACUCUGCCCUUUGAGCCAAAUUGGGUCCGCGAAGCCAAAGCUUUUGAGGACUUGUUCAUUUAAAGCACCUUGUAUCUCCUCGGCCUUCCCUGCCCCUAGACCUCGAUGUGACUCAACAACCUGCCCCAGGUACGAUGAUGAGGACACAAAGUCACCUGUGCAUUUAGGGCCUUCAUCAGAUUAGUCGUCGGAGAGUUUGGUUAGAAGAAACCGAUGGAGACCGUGUGGAUUGAUAUCACAGUUAUGAGCAACGGGCCACAGGGACCGAAGGGAUAGAGAUGAUGCGGGCCUGAAUGGGUUUGAGCACGUCUGACUGAUUCACCUGAAACGUUAGCAGAAAGAGGUACGGUCACGUAUUCAGAUCCAGUCGGUAGAGGGACACGGCUACUUCUUGCCUUGGAGGUUCCAGCUGACCAAACGUGCCCACCAUCGAAGUCCAGUAGAGUCGGGCCUCUAAAUCCGAGCCAACCUCCUCCUCCUCUCUCCCACCUCCCAGAUCGGGCGAGCAGGUGGCCAAUCACGGUUCAUGUGAUGAUCAGCAGGGGAGCCUCUAAGGGCUGGAGUGGGGAAAGUUGACACCUCAGGUGCUCCUUCGGGGGUGGCGUCCCCUAUAUUGGUGGAGCCUAAAGGUAACAACUGUCAUUCUGCUCGUCAGAUAUGGAAACUGGGAGAUGGAGCAGGGGCCUCCACUGUGAUGGGCAAGCAUAUGCUACCCAAUCUGUGUCCUUUUCUGCCAUAUUUCUGCAAUGCCAACUCCAGGGUCAUCACACCACCAUGAAAGGCAGGAGGCCAACUGUUUAAUCCCUGGAUUACCAGUCACCUCAAAUGCUUCCUGGCUCUGGCCCCAGACAGCAGAUUUCCAAGCCUUUCCUCUUCUCCAGGCCCUGUUGCUUUCGUGAUAGUCUGUAGCGGGACGGCGAUGAGAAAGGAGAGAGGAAUUUAAGGCAGUCCACGAAGAGAGCAGAUUCCAAAUGCCAUUCGAAUAUUGCCAAUUCUGUCUACAUUGGAUCUGCUUCAGGGUCCUUCUGGCUAUAAAAUAAUGAGUCCUUCUGGUAAUAAUGCCUGUUAUGGUCUAAAAGAAAACAGGACCAACUCAGAACAGUCUCACAAAUGAAUGUAGAUGGUUUGUCAGCUUCUCUGAGCUUCCACAGCCACACAGGGUGUUGCCAGGGACUUUAUUAUCCAAAGAGCGGCAUUAUAGAGUCCUUCCUAUUAAGAUGGGUCCAUUGUAAUCCAAAUGUAUGGAAGCGCUGUGCGGACUGACAUUCACCCGGGAAAAAGCCAGUGAUGUCCUAGGUUCUCAUUUGUGGUUCAAACACGUGAUUCAGUUAUAGAUGGGGAAAAUACCAAGAUACAUAGUCUUCCGAGCCAGAUUUCAAAAUGAUGGCCUUUUGCAUUCCCGGGAUACUCACCUAGGAAGCUUAAUCUUUCUUCCUUCAUAUCAAAUAGAGUGUGUCUCAUUAAAGGUAGCACAGACCCCCAUUUCAUGUCCAGAAGUGAGACUCCAAAUUUGGUACCUGACAGGAUGAGGAAACGGUCAGAUGUGACAUAGGGAGGUGAUCGUCUGACUUUUCAUUUUAUUGUGGUGUAGUUACCCUGCUGGGGAUGUCAAGCAAGGUCUCUAUUUAGAUCUAGCAUCAUUCCCAUGGACAGUAUUCAUGACGUUAUAAAUUCUCGUCCCGAUUAUAAGUCGUCAGAGGAAAUGAAUGCUCACCAGGGGUCUGACACAGUCUUGGUAGCUCAGUGACUCUAGAGCUUACAUGAUACUCUAUUAGUUGCGGGAGAGAGGGAAAUUUAGAGCCUCUGUGAUACUCUACUAGUUGGGGGAGAGUGAGUCUAGAGUUUCUGUGAUACUCUACGGAGGAAAAAUGAGUAUGGGAAGCUGAAAAGCUAGGUUCAGUAGGAACUUUUCCCCUUCUUGUAGAUUAAAGAAGCUCCAUCCCCAAAGGAUGGUGAGAAUACAAAUUCCAGAACGCUUUUUUUAUCCAGAAAGGUGACUUCUCCUAAAGCCUCUGCCAACUCUUGCCUCCCAAUAAAUGAGUUAUAUUUCUAAAGGGCUUUCUAGGGUUCACUGCUCUAAGGAGCAUCUUUCACCUUCUUCUCUUGACCUUCCCCAGGUCCCCAUUUUUGAGAGUAAGGCUACACUAUCCCAUAUCCAUCUGGAUUUUUGAAUAGAUCUUUAAGAUGAAAUGACAUUUUACUACAGCCCUGAAACUUUGUCUGUUUUAGUUUUGGUAUUUGUUAAGUGCUUCUUACUUACCAAGAGCUGGAGUAAAGAGAAGACAAUUGGAUUGAAUGGUCUGAGUCCCAUUGGAGACUCACAGUCUAAAGGGAGGGAAAACAGAUAUCUUUAUCUCCAUUUUACAGUUGAGGAAACUGAGGCCCUGGUGGGGUUAAGUGACUUGCCCAAGGGCCCCUAGCAGGCAAGUGGCUGAAAUGGAAUUCGAUUCCAGGUCUCCCCAGUCCCAGAACUCUGCUCUUUCCACUAGGUUACGGCUGCUUCUUGCUUCUCUGUCCAUAGCACGAGCUGGAGCCCAGAGAAAGCAUUUCAGCGCUUAGUACAGUGCUCUGCACACAGUAAGCACUUAAUAAAAACGAUUGAAUGAAUUUCAGAAAGAUCAGAGAGUUGGGAUUAGCGGAGCUUGAGGGUAUGUUCCGUUACCAUAGUGUCCCCAUUUGUUGGGUCAUUCCUAGUUUUUUUAGGUUAAUUAAUCUCCCUUUCCACAGUCUCAACACUGAAGACUCGAGAAGCUCCCAGUGUUGGUUGAAUGGUGCAGUGUAUUUUCAGCAUGUAUAUACAAUCCCAGGCCUCUUAACUGUGCUUGUCUUAACAGGGUGCACGCUGCAGCAUGGAUCGUGUGUGCAUUGGCUGUUAUAUUACUGGAAUGUGCUGUGUGCAUACAGUACACGCACUCUACAUGAAGUAACGGACGUGUACAGUGUGUAUCCAUAUCUGUGUAUGCAUCGAUAAACUGUACGCCCGAUCUUACUAUGUAAUAUGGCAUAUAUUGCAUAAGGAGAUGUGUCGAUCUGCUUUCCGAAUAGCAGAAGUAGAUGUUUGUGCUCCCAUUUAUUCAAGAGAUAUAAUAUUUGUUUUUUUUUAACAGAGAAGAGUCAAGCAAAUAAGGCCAAAACCAUACCUAUAUGAAACUGUUUUAUAAUCUCAAAUAGCAUGGCACUGAUUUUCAUUAUCUCUUAGAAAAAAGAAAGAAUAAAUCUACUGCUGAUCUAGA